Nerophis lumbriciformis (worm pipefish) is the source of this 5874-nucleotide messenger RNA. The record is from RefSeq and is a predicted model, not a curated record. NCBI's taxonomy places the organism in Eukaryota, Metazoa, Chordata, Actinopteri, Syngnathiformes, Syngnathidae.
AUGGUGAAGAUCUUCAGAGUUUGCAAGUACAAAUGCCCCACGGUGGUGCUUCUCCUGACAAAUGGACCCAUCGUUCAGGGCUCCACUGGCCUGAGAGAAGCAGAGUCUGCUCCAAAGUUCACCAAGACUCCCACAGACCAGAUUGGUGUAUCAGGGGGCGUGGCAUCAUUUGUGUGCCAAGCUAGCGGAAAUCCCAAGCCGGUCGUCUACUGGAACAAGAAGGGCAAGAAAGUCAACUCUCAGCGUAUCGAGACCAUCGAGUUUGACGACGGUGCGGGCGCCGUGCUGAGGAUUCAACCUCUCAGAGCUCCUCGAGAUGAAAACAUCUACGAGUGCGUGGCACGUAACAGCGAGGGAGAGCUGUCAGUCACUGCGAAGCUGGCUAUCAUCAGAGAGGACCUGCUGCCAUUUGGCUUCCCCAGUAUCGAUAUGGGUCCUCAGCUGAAGGUGGUGGAGCGUACAAGAACAGCAACCAUGUUGUGUGCCGCGAGUGGAAUCCCAGACCCGGAGAUCUCCUGGUUUAAAGACUUCCUGCCCGUUGAACCCAGCACUAGCCAAGGUCGCAUCAAACAGCUCCGAUCAGAAAGUUUGGAAGGACGGCCGGGUCUUGGAGCUUUACAGAUCGAGAACAGCGAGGAAACUGACCAAGGGAAGUAUGAGUGCGUGGCCACCAAUUCUCAAGGUGUACGCUACUCCUCGCCAGCCAACCUCUACGUGCGAGAGCUUCGAGAAGUGCGCCGCGUCCCCCCUCGUUUCUCCAUCCUCCCCUCCAACCACGAAAUCAUGCCGGGAGGGAGCGUCAACAUCACCUGCGUGGCGGUGGGCUCCCCCAUGCCCUACGUCAAAUGGAUGGUGGGGAGCGAGGACCUGACCCCUGAGGACGAGAUGCCGAUCGGUCGCAACGUGCUGGAGCUCACCGGCGUGCGGGAGUCGGCCAACUACACGUGCGUGGCCAUGAGUAGUCUCGGGAUCAUCGAGGCCACGGCUCAAGUCUUAGUCAAGACUUUGCCAAAGCCCCCUGGUACUCCCAUCGUCACAGAAACCACAGCCACCAGUGUGACCAUCACAUGGGACUCCGGUAACCCAGACCCGGUCUCCUACUACAUCAUCCAGUACCGAGCCAAAGGCCCUGACAGCAAGUACGAGACGGUGGACAGCAUCACCACCACUCGCUACAGCAUCGGUGGGCUGUACCCCAACACCGAGUACGAGAUCCGCGUGUCGGCAUUCAACAGCAUCGGUCAGGGCCCCCCCUCGGUGCGAGUGGAGGCCCGGACGGGAGAGCAGGCCCCGGCCAGCCCACCCCGAAAUGUCCAGGCCCAUAUUAUUUCACAGAACACAGUGAUGGUCCGUUGGGAGGAACCGGAAGAGCCGAAUGGGCAGGUGAAGGGCUAUCGCGUGUACUACACCAUGGACCCGUCCCGGCCCAUGAAUGAAUGGAAAAUCCAUAACGUCCAGGACAGUGUGAUCACAACAAUACAGAGCCUGGUGACGUCCGAGACAUACACUCUCCAAGUCCUUGCCUUCACCUCAGUGGGAGACGGGCCCUUCUCUGACCCGGUGCACGUUAAAGUCAUGCCAGGAGUUCCAGGACAACCAGGGAAGUUUAAAAUCGGAAGGGUGACAGACACCAGCAUUGAGCUUACUUGGGAGCCUGCAUACACCAAGGAAGGCAUCAUCAACUACGAGCUCCUUUACAAACCUGUCAAGUAUGGCAGUUUGGAGAAGUUAACCUUUGGCCCACGGAAUUCCUACACGGUUGAGGGUCUGAAAGCCAACACGGAAUAUUCCUUCUCCCUGGCAGCCAUCUCAAACAAAGGCAUCGGCGCUUUCACCAACGAACUGGUGCAGAGGACAUCGCAAGCCAAACCCUCAGCCGCACCCGAGGGUGUGUCCUGCGAAAGCGCCAGCUCCACUUCGCUGAGGGUUAGUUGGAGGCCUCCGCCACUGGAGGGCCAGAAUGGCGAGUUGGCAGGUUAUGAGCUGAGGUACCGCAGAGUUUCUGGGGCAGGAGGCAAAGGUCAGGGCCAGGAGGUGUCUGGGCUCCCGAUCCCAGCCCAGCAGGAGGACGCACUAGUAGAGGGCCUGGAGAAAUGGAGCUGGUACAACAUUACCAUGGCAGCCACCACUUCUGAGGGAACUGGACCAAACAGCUUUCCUGUACUCUGCAGAACAGAUGAGGAUGUUCCAAGCGCAGCCCCUCGGCACAUAGACGUCAACCCUUUCAAUUCGUCUGCACUCCGGGUCACUUGGCGGUCUGUGUUGCCAAGGUUACGGCAAGGUCAGAUCCGCGGCUACCAGGUGCACUACAGCCGUAUUGGCGGGAGUGAAUCUCGAAAUCUUCCUUGGAUAAAAGACCUCCUGCUGGAUGAGUCUCAGAUGGAGGAGGAUGAUUCCACUCAGUAUGAGAUGAUUUUGACAGGCCUGAAAGCAGAAACUGUGUAUGCUGUGUCAGUGGCAGCAUACACCACCAAAGGAGACGGAGCACACAGUAAAGCCAAGCUGGUGAAGACCCCAGGAAUGGUGCCAGCCGCCCCGUGCCUGUGGGUGCAUUCGGGAUUAGGUCCAUCAGUAGUGCUCCGAUGGGCUCCUCCACUGGAAUGCGCAGCGUCAGGCACUGAUGGCCAGAGGCUCCCUCUGGAAAUUCUGGGCUACCGCCUCCAGUUUGGCCUGAAGAAUGCCUCCCUGGAGACGGCAAUAGAAUUCAUAAAAGAGAGAAACUUCACAGUCAUAAACCUCUCCCCGGGCUCCUCCUAUGUCUUUUUACUCUCUGCAAAGAGCCGAGCAGGUUACGGAGAUGUAGUACAGAAGGAGAUAACUGUUCCCAUCAUCCCACCCUCGGGAUACCCCAAAAUAUCGGACUUUGUAAACGCCACUUGCUGCUCCCUGCAAUUUUCCUGGUUUCCUCCUGAUAAAGAGGAGACCAACGGCGUAAUCACGGAGUACAACAUAGCUUACAAAGAGGCUGCAGGCUUCAAACCCGCAAGCGUUCCUGGCCCCUUUUCAUUACCGGCCCUUCGCGCUCCCCCACACAUGGUCACGCUACCAGCGAGCCAUUCUAGCUACACAAUACUGGGUCUGAAUCACAGCACAGCCUACGAGGUGCAGCUCAGAGCCCACAACAAGGCAGGGCCCGGCCCCUUCAGCCCCACACUGGUGUGCCGAACCCUGGCCUUUGAAACAGACGUUCCAAGGAAUUUUUCUGUCAAUCUGGCCACGAGAACCAGUGUUCUUCUGACGUGGGAGUUCCCAGAGAGCAGCAACCCGUAUCGCUUCAGUGUGGAAUAUAAUCGACAAAAGAUGGAGGUGGAUGCUCGCUUGAAGAAAGCAGUCAUCCCAAACCUCCAGCCUGACACCAGCUACGACUUCAAGAUCACGGCUCCCGAGGGCAAUAUGGGAGGCCUUCGCCACCGUAUCACCGCCAAAACAUCUCCGCCUAUAACCAUACGCCGCCCUGAGAUUGAUCACACCCGGGACACGGAGACUACAGUCACUAUAAUUCUGCCGUCACUGGAGUCUCGAACGCCUGUCAAGAACAUUUACGUUGUUGUGGUUCCACUGAGGAAAGCCCGAGGCGUCAUCAGACACCUUAAGAGUCCAGACGAAAUGGACUUGGAAGAGCUGUUAAAAGACAUCAGUCAAAAGCAGAGAGACUCUCGCCAGCAGAAGCAGGUGGAUCUGCGUCGCGCUUACAUCACGGCCCGCUUCACACCUGCCACCCUACCAGCCUUCUUCACCUUGGGGGACCAGCUGGACUAUGGAGGCUUUGAGAACCGUGCGUUGGAGCCCGGGCAGGAAUAUGUCUUCUUCAUCCUGGCUGAACUCAACUCAACAACCGGGAAGAUGUACGUGGCUAGCCCUUACACAGAUCCAGUGAUCGCCCCAGAUUCAGACCCCCAGCCCCUGGAUGCAGGGGAUGGUCUCAUCUGGGUAGUGGGACCGGUGCUCGCCGUGGUUUUCAUUAUCUGCAUCGUCAUCGCUAUUCUACUCUACAAGAACAAACCUGACAGCAAGCGCAAGGAGUCUGAGCCAGGAAGCAAGAGUCUUCUGAGUAAUGCCGAGAUGAUGGCCCAUCACCCCACAGACCCAGUGGAGAUGAGAAGAAUUAACUUCCAGACUCCAGGAAUGAUGAGCCAUCCUCCCAUUCCCAUCAGCGAGCUGGCUGAGCAUAUUGAGCUGAUGAAGGCUAACGACAAUCUACGACUUUCCCAGGAAUACGAGUCCAUUGACCCUGGGCAGCAAUUCACCUGGGAGCAUUCCAACCUAGAGGUCAACAAGCCCAAAAACCGCUAUGCUAACGUGAUAGCGUACGAUCACACCAGAGUCAUUCUGGCUCCCAUAGAAGGUGUCCUGGGAAGCGACUACAUCAACGCCAAUUACAUUGACGGCUACAGAAAGCAGAAUGCUUACAUCGCCACCCAGGGACCACUGGCGGAGACGUUUGGUGACUUCUGGAGAAUGGUGUGGGAGCAGCGGGCGGCCUCUGUUGUCAUGAUGACACGCUUAGAAGAGAAAUCCCGGAUUAAGUGUGACCAAUACUGGCCAAAUCGGGGCACAGACACAUACGGAACAAUCCAGGUAACCCUGCUGGACACAAUGGAACUGGCCACAUUCUGCGUCCGCACCUUCUCCCUCCAUAAGAGCGGCAGCAGUGAACGAAGAGAAGUGCGUCAGUUCCAGUUCACCGCCUGGCCAGAUCAUGGCGUUCCGGAGUACCCAACCCCGUUCCUCAACUUCCUGCGCAGGGUUAAGACCUGCAACCCUCCGGAUGCCGGUCCCAUUAUCGCCCACUGCAGCGCCGGCGUCGGCCGCACCGGCUGCUUCAUCGUCAUCGACGCCAUGCUGGAGCGCAUCCGACACGAGCGCACCGCCGACAUCUACGGCCACGUCACCCUGAUGCGCUCGCAGAGGAACUACAUGGUGCAAACGGAGGACCAGUACAGCUUCAUCCACGAGGCGCUGCUAGAGGCAGUGGCCUGCGGGAACACGGAGGUGGCGGCCAGGAGUCUGUACUCGUACAUGCAGAAGCUGGCCAAGGUGGAAAGCGGCGAACACGUCACAGGCAUGGAGCUGGAGUUUAAGCGACUGGCAAACACCAAAGCCCACACGUCCCGCUUCGUCACAGCCAACCUCCCUUGCAACAAAUUCAAGAACCGGCUCGUCAACAUCAUGCCCUACGAGACAACCCGUGUGUGUCUCCAGCCAAUCAGAGGCCUGGAGGGUUCCGACUAUAUAAACGCCAGCUACAUCGACGGUUACAGGCAACAGAAAGGCUACAUCGCCACCCAGGGUCCGCUGGCAGAGACCACAGAGGACUUUUGGCGGAUGCUGUGGGAGCACAAUUCAACUAUUGUGGUCAUGCUCACUAAACUGAGAGAGAUGGGCAGGGAGAAGUGUCACCAGUACUGGCCCGCUGAGCGCUCCGCCAGGUACCAGUACUUUGUGGUGGACCCCAUGGCCGAGUACAACAUGCCCCAGUACAUCCUUCGGGAAUUCAAAGUAACAGACGCCAGGGACGGCCAAUCGCGAACAGUCCGUCAGUUCCAGUUCACUGACUGGCCUGAGCAAGGUGUGCCCAAAUCUGGUGAGGGCUUCAUCGAUUUCAUUGGUCAAGUUCACAAAACUAAAGAGCAGUUUGGCCAGGAUGGACCAAUCAGUGUUCACUGCAGUGCUGGCGUUGGUCGGACAGGGGUCUUCAUCACUCUGAGCAUUGUGCUAGAGAGGAUGCGCUAUGAAGGAGCAGUGGACAUCUUCCAGACUGUCAAAAUGCUGCGGACACAGAGACCAGCCAUGGUGCAGACUGAGGAUGAAUACCAGUUCUGCUACCAGGCCGCUCUGGAGUACUUGGGUAGCUUCGACCACUAUGCAACAUAA